AUGAACCCCAUUACUCCUAGAAAGAGGAAUAGUUCCGUCGAGGAAAUCAUCAACCGGCUCAAUGCCGACUAUAACCUGGGCAUCCAGUGCGUCGCAGACGCAACUCUCACCCCGCACCGCCGGAAGGAGCUGGCCGAGGGAGACGAGAGUUUCGGGCGCCAUGACAAGAUAUACAGAGCUCUCAAUUUCCUUUACUGGCAGAAGGAUGAAUCUCUGACACAGGCAGAAACCAACUUCUUCAUCGAGGCCAAAGCUGCGAGCUCGAACUGGAUACCCAAGGCCCACGCCGACCCUGAUACCCUUUCGUGGUCCAAAGAACCCCCACGCGCUACGACUGCGGGCCAACAAUGGCAAUUGCAGACCGUCUUGCUCGAGGUGCUUAAUAGGUUUAUGCCACCUCCUAACAACACGCCAGCUCGAACGCUUGGAAGAACUCUAAGCGGCCCAAGCCGCCUGAGCCGCCCAACCCCCACCAGCACUAAGCGCAACGAUGAGCCUGCCCAUGUCACUUUCGCUGAUCCGCCCAAACGCUUGUUUGCUCGCUCGGCCACAGGCCCUCCCACUCACAGCGCGGCGAUACCCCCAAAGUUUCCCGAUCCAGUGAAUACCGGUUCUAAACGGCCGUCUCUCGAGAGUGGAGAUCCCAACCAAGGCACUAAGCGGGCUAAGGGCAAGCUGUUUGAUAAUGUCGCCGCUGCCGCCGUCCCGCCCAUGCCCAUUGCGAGCGCUUUGGACAAAGUACCGAGUCGAAGGCAUGCGAAUACCAGUGAUCCCACGGCAACGGGUACUAGACGAGCAGACCAGGUGGAUUCUCUCAAUACUACAUCACAAGGCAUCUCGUAUGGUUCGAGUGUCUUUAACACUGGUCGUCAUAACCAGAGCAUUUCCCAGAGUAGUACUGAGGCUCCUCCUUCACGACUCAGGAAGAAGCGACCCGUGGAUGCCAAGGUCUUCGAGACUGGAAACAUGCCUGAAUCUCCUAGCAAGGGAAGGGCAGCAAAGGCCCAUGUCGAGAACCAGUUCCUUUCUUCGUCCUCCCAGGGUGAAACAUCAUUCAGCAGUAUCUACGGCUCGUUUCCAAGUUCUGGCGGCGAGGGCGCAAUUCCUGAGCCGAGUCGCUCGAAUGGACUGGGUCGGGGUGAACAAAUUGCUCAACCGGUGGCUCAAGUUCAUGCACCGGCUGUUGCAGCUCGGCUGAAGGAUAUUUGGCCAAAAUUCCCCAAAUGGCUGCACGAAGCUCCUCUUGCUGUUGCAUGGGAAGUCACCAGACUCUUCAUGCACUGCAAAGUGGAUUUGGAAGACGAGAGCUUGGGCUUAAAGUACGACCCUUCCUGGUCUACCGCGCGCGAUGUCACGGAUAUCUGGAAAAGUCUCUACCAGCUCGAUGCUUUCCGAGGCAAAACAUUCCCAGAAAAGCCGGCCACCGACGUGUUCGAUACCGCAAUGACGGGCAACUUUGAGAGCAAGGGUAGUGCCGUUGUUCUUUCUGCUGUGCUAGACUACAACCCGGAUAACUCGCCAACUGCGCCCCUUUACCUUGUGAAGCUGAAGCCGCUCAUCUUCGAGCAGGGCUGUCGACUCACCCGUCGGUUCGGUCCUGAUAGGUUUUUCGAGAUCCUUAUACCGUCGCCUACGAGCACUAGCCCGAGCGUUCCGCCGGUUGUUAGUAAGCAACCAGGUGCUGUCGAAGAAGUCAUCCAGUGGCUCACCAAGGAGCCACAUUCCCUCGUAGGCCGCCAAUGGCGCGCUUUCUUCGCCAAAGAUGCCGGAUACAGGAAGCCUCUCAAGGAGUUCCGUCUUCAUGCCGAUGAUCCAAAACCCAUCAUCAAGGAGAGAGUUCACUUAUUUGCUGAGACCGGCCACACAUUUCGACCUGAUGUGUUCGGCAAGAGAGCUGUCGUUCCGGCAGAGGAACCUGUGGACCAACGAACCGAGUUCAAAGUCAGCAAAAUGCUGAACUGGUUACUGCAACUCGACAACAACACUUGGCAGCCGCACCUCAAGCUGUUUUCCCGUAUCCAACUCGGUCUGAGUAAGACCUAUGCCAUCAUGACGCUGGAGCCUCACCAAAUCAUACACCACAAGUCGGAUAUCCUUUCACCUUCAGGCACUGACGAAGUGAUGAAUGAUGGUGUAGGCCGCAUGUCGAGAAGCGUGGCAAAAAAGAUCCGCGAUGUUCUCGGCUUGGGCGACGUGCCCUCUGCUGUCCAAGGGCGGUUUGGUUCGGCCAAGGGAAUGUGGGUUAUCGACGUCAACGACAUGGGCGAUGAUGACUGGAUCGAGACAUAUCCAUCCCAGCGUAAGUGGGAAUGUGACUUUGUCGACAAACAUCAACGGACCUUGGAAGUCCGCAGUGUGGCUUCUGAACUGAAGUCAGCCGGCCUCAACCUGCAGCUGUUGCCUGUCCUGGAGGAUAGGGCCAUGGACAAGGUGAAGAUGCGUCAGGCAAUCGGUGACCGCCUCGUUAACGAUUUGCAACGACAGUUCAGCGAGCAAAAGCAUGCGUUGAAUCGUCCUGUGGAGUUCCGCCAGUGGGUUUACGAGAGUUACUCUACUCGCGCAACUCGAGUCAGCCACGGCCGUGUGCCUUUUCUUGCCGGGCUCCCUGACAGCCAAGAGGAGACACUGAACUACUUGAUGAACAGCGGAUUUGACCCCAAGAAGCAAAAGUUCCUGCAAGACAUCGCCUGGGAUCUCCAAAAACGGAAGUGCGACACCUUAAAGUCCAAGUUGAACAUUCGGGUCGGUCGAUCAGCGUACAUCUACAUGAUUGCCGAUUUCUGGGAUGUGCUCGAGGAAAAUGAGGUUCAUGUCGGAUUUUCAUCCAAGUUCAGAGACGAGGAGGAGUCUUUCACACUCCUAUCCGACUGCGAUGUCCUGGUGGCACGAUCUCCAGCCCAUUUCCCCAGUGAUAUCCAACGUGUCCGAGCAGUCUUCAAGCCAGAGCUUCAUAUGCUCAAGGAUGUUAUCAUCUUCUCUACUAAAGGAGAUAUACCGCUUGCUAAGAAGCUAUCUGGUGGAGACUACGACGGCGAUAUGGCGUGGGUCUGCUGGGAUCCGGAGAUUGUCGCUGGUUUCGUCAACGCGGAGAUGCCUCUGGAGCCUGACCUGUCGAGGUACCUUAGGAAGGACAAAACGACAUUCAAGCAGAUUUUGGCAUCACACGGCGCUGGCCCAGAGGCUAAGGAGCAGGCCAUAUACGACAUGAUCCAGAAGAGUUUCCAUUUUGCCAUGCAGCCUAACUUCUUGGGCAUGUGCACCAACUACAAGGAAAGGUUCUGUUACAUCAAUAACAGUGUUUGUAAUGAGCCGGCUAUCAUUCUCAGUUCACUGGUUGGAAAUCUCGUCGAUCAGAGCAAGCAGGGUAUCAUAUUUAAUGAAGCGAGCUGGGCUCAGUUGCGUAGGGAGUUGCUUGGAGGCAUGUUGUCUCUCCCUGAACCAGGUUACAAAAGCGACAACUGGUUCGGCCGUGGAGAGCCUACACACAUCAUUGACUACCUGAAAUUCACUAUCGCUAGGCCCGCAAUCGACAAGGAACUGGAAUCUUUUCACAACGCCAUGAAAGCGGCCAAGGACACAGAGGACGGUGCCCACUUUUGGGACCCGGAACUCGCAGCCUACCACGCAUUCUUCAAAGAUUUCGGCAAAAAGUCACGAUCCUGCGCACUGCUACUCACCACGCUCGAGAACCGCAUCGGCGAAGUGGAAAAGGAAUACGGCAGGUUGGUCAAAAAUAAGGACAUGAGAGACAGCGCCGACUCCUACCCCGUCCGCGUCAACCAGGUCUAUGAGAAAUGGUGCGCCAUCACGCCCGAGGCCAUGGACAAGUCCGGAACCAACGAUGAUUCUAAGGUGAUCAGGUUGCUCGAGCUGUCCUUCAUCCCGGACCGGGAAAUGAACACGUGGGCGCUGCUGAGGGCCAGCACGGCUUUCAAGUUGUAUUACCGUAAGAGCCCCAAAUUUGUCUGGCAGAUGGCAGGCAGGCAGCUGGCGUACAUCAAGGCACAAAUGACGAGCAGACCGGGUGAAGGCGCCCCGGCACUUAUGACUGCAUUCAUGUACGCGGGCUUGAUGCCGGAUAAGAAGUUCAUGAAGCAGUAUGUGGCCAGGCUGGAGGGUGAUGGAUCGGAAUACCCUGACCCGGAGGAUCAUGAUCUGAUUGGUGAUGAGGAGCUUGAUGGAAUUGGUUUCACAGGGAAUGGCGAUUAUUAG
Molecule: messenger RNA, 4212 nt
Organism: Sordaria macrospora k-hell
Lineage: Eukaryota; Fungi; Ascomycota; Sordariomycetes; Sordariales; Sordariaceae
Biological process (GO): siRNA processing
Cellular component (GO): nuclear RNA-directed RNA polymerase complex
Molecular function (GO): RNA-directed RNA polymerase activity
Source: RefSeq, a predicted model, not a curated record